Molecule: messenger RNA, 5238 nt
Organism: Acaromyces ingoldii
Lineage: Eukaryota; Fungi; Basidiomycota; Exobasidiomycetes; Exobasidiales; Cryptobasidiaceae
Exons: 2
Coding region: 1-5238 (1745 amino acids)
Biological process (GO): positive regulation of establishment of bipolar cell polarity regulating cell shape
Cellular component (GO): plasma membrane of growing cell tip
Molecular function (GO): protein binding
Source: RefSeq, a predicted model, not a curated record
AUGAGGCGGCAUCAAGGCGGGCUCGGCUGCCAAGAUGGCCGCGCGCCAACACGGACACACGCCUCGCGAGGGAGGCAAGGGACAUUGUCAUUGCUACUGACAUUCGCCGCGGCACUCGUCGCGACGGCCGCGUCGGUGUCAGCGCAAAACUUUCCGGCGAUUGACUUUCAGGGACUCGGUUCGGUGGGCGUCGCCGGUAGUUUUGAUGGGAUAGAGGUCUGGACCCCGCAGCUGUCGACGCAAAACGACUCCAACGUCUUUGACGCCGCCGUUGCGACGCUGAUCGCGCGCAAUCCCGAUGGCACCUUGGCCAAGAUUAACGAGACGGACCAGGGUGGAAUCAUUCGUUCCAUCUGCCAGAAGCGAACGGGUGACACGCAGCUGGUAUACGUUGGCGGACGCUUCUCCAAAAUUGGCGCCCUCAACGUGAGCAACAUUGCCUCGUACGACCCAGCGGCCAAGACUUGGGACGCCCUCAACGGCGGUCUCGACGGCGAAGUCUUCUCGCUGUACUGCAAUGAGCAGUACAACGUCGUCUACGCCGGUGGUACCUUUGUCAAGCCAGUCGCCGUCACUGGUCCUCCUGCCGAUCGGUUCUUGGGGUCGGUGGCCGUGUGGAACACCACCAACAGGGCUUGGGAACCAGCACCGUUUGGCGGUGUCGAUGGCCUUGUGGGACAGAUCACCACGGGCCUCAAUGACACGACCAUCAGACUGUCGGGUGCCUUUGACACGGCAUUUGCCAGCAAUGGAUACAACGGCACGGGGCCCACUUCGGGCACCAACAGGUCUGCAUCGGCACUCACCCUCGCCAUGGCACCCUUGCCACUCGGACAGACGGAGUUCCAAGGAGGUCCCACCACCGACGACGCCAACUUCAACAAUCCUGCUCAGAUCCUCUGUCCCCAGGGCGCCGACGGCCCGAGCAACAGCUACCUCUUUGGCGACAACACCGUUGGCCGCCUGACGAUGCGUGCCUUUAGGACCCUUCCCGUCCGUGCCAUUCGUAUCGGCAACACCUUCCAAGAUGGCCGGGGUACCAAGACAUUCGGCAUUGUCUCGAUUCCCGACAACGUCCAGCUCGAGCUCCUUUACCUCGACCCCGUCACGCUGCAGAAUGUCACCUGCACCAGCUGUCCCCUGUUCCACGACCCCUCAGUGCCCUACCAGGACUUUCUCAUCAGCAACAGCCCUGUCAACGGAGGUGUCAAUGGCACAAAGAUUCUCACAGGCAUCGAAUUCACCGCGUCCGAGUGGUACGGAGCAGGCGCUGGUCUGCACCAUCUUCAGCUUCUUUCCGACGGUGGGUGGGCCUUUGCCUACCAGGGCUACAACCGAGGCUCGUGCAACUCCACGGAGCCGGGUGCCAACGGGACGCAGUCGAGCUCGACGCAGCGCGGAGGCUGGUACCAGACGAUGGUUCCCAGCUCCGUCUCGGGCACCACUGAGCCCAUCGUCGCCCUGACGGACAGCUACAGCAACCUGGCGAGCAACGCGCGCGCCCAGGUCGCCUGGAAUAUCGAUAUUGCCUACAAUGGCACCUAUGCCGUUUACAUGUACAUUCCAGGCUGCCUGGCGUCGAACCAGUGCGGACAGCGGACAGACGUCACGGUGACAGUCAUGAACAACUCCACGAACACGGGCACGUCGGUGCGCAUGUCGCAGGAUGUACAAAACGACACCGAGGUGCUCGUGUACCAGGGUGCCUUCCAACAGCGGAAUGCGCGGUGGAUGCCGUCGGUGGUCUUGUCGAUCCCUCCCGAUGCACCGGCACCCAAACAGGGCAACCGCUUCACCGUCGUUGCCGACCGUGUCCGCAUGCAGCUGCAGAGCUCCCCCGAUGCCCACAACUUGUUCUAUGAGCGGGGCUUCAGCGUCUUGGAGUAUGCCGUCUUUGACCCGGCUGUUGCCAACAUUACCGCCAACGGCACCCAGAUCCUGUCCAACGACACCAUGACGCCGCUGGGCAACUUUGGUGGCGCUCUCAUGAAGAACGGCGUCCUCCGCAACGAAUCCGAGGUCGCCUACGGUGUCAUUUCGCUGGGCAACAAGACGUUUGUCGGAGGAAACUUUACCAGCGAUGACUUCUUCACCCUGACUCAGGUCCCCCUCAACUCGACGUCAAUGUUGAACCUCACGAUUGCUCAGCCUGUAUCUGCCAAUACCUCGACAACAACGGUGUCGCAGGUCGUCACCACCACGGUCGUGUCGGGCGUGACAUCAACCGUCACGAUCCCAGGCACGACGCGCAUCGUCACCAACAAUGUCACCAGCAGCAGUACCAGCGGCAGCUCCUCUGGUAGCUCCUCUAGCGCCGUCUUGGCAUCCUCGACCGGCAGCCGGUCCAGCAGAGCAACCUCGCAGCAGACGUCCUCGGGCUCCACGCCCGCCAAUCGACUCCGUGAACGUCAAGCAACUGAGACUACAUCGUCAGGCUCGACCAACAGCGCAAGCAGAUCCUCGUCCUCGGCCACUUCAGCUGCGCCCACCUCGACAGCUGCUGCCGGAAACUCGACGACCAAUUCGACGAGCAUUCUGCCGCUCUCUGUUGUCAACGUCACGAUCCCAGGCAUGGGGCCUUUGAGCUUGUCUGGCAACGUGACACUGCUGCCCAACCAGACGAUCAUCCCCGUCAACGUCACUUUCACUGGCCGAGGCUUCCGCAACCUCGUCAUGUUCGACCAGGCCAGCGGCGGUGGGAACUAUACGCCCAUGGCCGGCCACGGUCUCAAUGGUAUCGUCUUUGCUCUUAGUGCCAUGGGCAACUUCCUCUACGUCGGAGGCGACUUCACCGCGACAGCCGACAACCAGACCUCGCUUGGCCACAUUGCCCGCUACGACACCGUGGCCAACGUUUGGGCUCAGCUCGGCGGAGGCACCAGCGGUCCCGUCACUGGCAUCGUCCCGCUCAAGGACUCGAAGCUCCUGGUCACUGGCUUCUUCAAUGCGGUCAACGGAACAGCCGGUGCGGGUGGCUAUGGCGUCUGGGAUGCCUUGACGAGCCAAUGGGUGUCUCAAAACGAGUCCAUGAUUGGCAACAUGACGGCCAGCGACACGGGUACCGAUACAGCCUACAUGGCAGGCCAGGUGCAGAGCGUCAGCGGAAACAUCGCGUCGGGUGCCGUCGGCCUCAGCGCACCCAAUUCGGCGGGCAUGUACCCCAACGUCAACGUGCUCAACUACUCGUUCGCCGCUUCGAUGAAGGAGAUGUACUCGACGCCGUCUGGCUCCAAGCCUGCCGCCUAUGCUCGCAGGAGAUCCUUGGCAUCGCCAUCGACUGUAUCCACGAGCAACUGGUACCCCCGUCGCGAUGCUCUGUCCUUUGAGGCGGUCGAGAAGAGGAUCAGCAGCGCGCCUAGCCUGCUCGCACGUGUUGCCUCGGCCAUCUCGUCGCGAUCUUCCGACCAGACGCCCUCGCUGCUGACGUCGCUCGUCCGACGCGCCGAUGUCAUGGAGCCAGCCUCGCUCACCUCGUCGUCUGGCGAUGAGAUUCUGGCCUCUGCGUUCUGGCAGAGGGGCAAAGACGACUAUGCCCAGAUUGUUGGCGGCAACUUCACCACCAGUCACGGCGUGAGGAACCUUGGUCUGUACGAUCCAAAGACCAAGGAGCUGUACGCCUUCCCCGAUAUGCCCAGUGGCGCCAAUCUGACGGUCGUCCGCGCUGUCCUCGUCGAUCGCGAUACUCUCUAUGUCGGAGGUGACGGUGGUCUCCAGGUGUUCGACUUGCCAAACAGCACCUGGCAGAACAACACGGCCGCCCUUACUGCAAACGAAGGUAAGGUGCUCAGCGUCACGGCCAUCAGCCACAGACCGGACUCGACAACGGUCAUCGUCGGCGGUACCUUUGACGAGGCAGGCAGCCUACCGUGCAACAACCUCUGCCAGUGGGAUUCGCAAACAUUGCGCUGGACCAACCUGGGAACCGGCAUCGAUGGACAGAUUGCCGCACUCGACUUUGCUGGGUCCAAGGCGAACACAUUGAUCGUGGCGGGCUCCAUGACGAUGAAUGGCGCCGAGGCUUCGCUCGCCGGUUGGAACUUUGACAACGAGCAGGCUACGUGGACGCCAUACGGUGUCGUCGGUCCUUCGAAUGGCAUGAUUCCCGGUCCUGCCACGGCGAUGGCCGUCGAUGACCUCAACGUCAACUCCAUCUUCGUUGCCGGUCGCACCACUGACGGUACGGAGCCGUAUCUGGCCAAGUGGGACGGCAGCGUCUACUCGUUGCUGGGCACAAUGGAGUUGCUCGAUCCCACAGGUAUCGCUCAGCUCUCGUUCGUCGGCAUUACCAAGCCUCACCCCGACAACAACAUCCUCGAAAACAAUCGUCUUCUGGUCGUCAGCGGCGCGCUGAGCAUGUCCAACUAUGGCAAUGUCUCCACUGCUCUCUUUGACGGUCAAAACUGGACGCCGUUCCUGGUCUCGCAGUCCAACACUGGUGGCAGCGGCAUCGUUCGCGCAUUCACUCGGUCUGUCGAGGUCUUGUCGUUCCCCAACCUGCACCACCUUGCCGUUGGCAUCGUCAUUCUCAUCUCCAUUGCCAUUGGUCUCGGUGUCGUCUUCCUGCUCGUUCUCCUCGGCCUCAUCUGGGCCCUCGCAAGGCGGCACCCGAACCGUGGUGUCGACGUCCCCAUCUCGCCCUCUGACGAGACGCUCGCCAUGGCGGGAGCGGCAGGCGAGAAGAAGCGGCCGUCGAGCCUGUUGGCGACGCUCAAUGCUGCUACGGAGAAUGUCAUGCACAGUGGCGCACCUGGCGAGGAUGCCACGCGGGGGGCAGAGGUAGGAGCAGGAGCUGCUGCUGCAGCGGGUAUGGCUGGCGUGGGCGCCAGCAGCACCGGCCACGGCCACGGUCGCCAGGACUCGGCCGCCGUUGGUGGCACGCUCGAGAACAGCGACGAGACUGGACCCUCGACAGCCUUCCACUCGGACGGCCAGACGGGGCAGAGCCACUCGGGCCGCUCAAAUUAUUACAGCGGCGACGAGGGCGAAGGCGUGGCGUUGGGAGGAGGUGCCGGCGCAACAGCCUUGGGUGCCGGAGCCUACGAUGGCAUGGACGACAAUGGGGCCAAUGACGGAAUCGAGGCGCAUGCGAGAUAUAGCUUCGAGGCGACACACCCGUCCGAGCUGGCCGUGCGCGCAGGAGAGAAGAUCUACAUUCUCGACGACCAAGACGAGCAUUGGUGGCUCGCAAGAAACGACAGUGGCGCCACGGGCGUGCUUCCGGCCACGUACGUCUUGUAA